This is a messenger RNA of Dentiscutata erythropus, 588 nucleotides long. NCBI's taxonomy places the organism in Eukaryota, Fungi, Glomeromycota, Glomeromycetes, Diversisporales, Gigasporaceae. The record is from the annotation of a GenBank genome assembly.
AUGACAACCUUUUUACAAGACCUACAACAAAAGUUGACCGAAUUAUAUCGAGACUUUCCUGAAGACAUUAAUAAUAUCCAAGUCCAGUUAACAUCUACUAAUUAUGUUAUUCAGACUCCAGACCAAACAAUUAAUGUCUCUACUGAAAGUAUUAGACAAACUAAUUUUACACCCUAUCUCCUCGAUCUUUUUAAUGCUGAAUUAGACUUUGACUUUGGGUUAUAUGUGGAAACUGAUCUUAAGAAGUUAUUAAAGUACUCAGAAAAUGUUAAUAACCCAAAUGGAAAAAGAAUACUUGCAUAUUCUUUAAUCGAAACACGUAUGAAUCAAUUACAACAGACAAUUACUAAACAAGAGUUACAAAAACAAUUAGGAAGGUAUAGUUCACAAAACAUUGCUCGUUUAAAAAGAAUCUCUAAACGAGCAUACAAAUUGUUACAGGAGAUAAAUGAAUUUCCUAUUCGACUCACAGAACGUGUAACCCCUCGUUGGUUACUUACUUUAUCUAAAAGGGAAUUUGAAACAUUUCUACAGAAGUGUAAUAGAAUGAAUAAUCUGGAACAGAAUUUCGCAGGAGCUCAAAACUAA